AUGAGGACCCUCGCCCUCCUUGCUUCCCUUCUCCUCCUUGUCCUCCAUGCCCAGGCUCAGAGCCUUGAAGAGAGAGCUGACCAUGUUCCCGCCCAGGACCAGCCCGGGGCUGAGGUCCAGGACAUGACCAUCUCCUUUGCAGGGGACGAACCCUCUUCUCCAUAUGCUGCAGAACUUCAGGGAACACCCACCUGCCACUGCAGACCCUUCACCUGCUAUUCUGGUGAGAGUCCCUCUGGGCAUUGUGAAGGCAAGGGCUUCCAACGUAGGCGCUGCUGUCGUCGCUGACGUUGUGGAUUGAGAUCCACAGCUGUGAAGGAUCCCAUUUGAUAACUUGGAAAAGGGUUUCUUUUUUAUAACUUGUACCUUUUCUUAUUUCUCUUUCCAAAAUAAACUCUCAGCAUUAAA
Molecule: messenger RNA, 408 nt
Organism: Equus caballus (horse)
Lineage: Eukaryota; Metazoa; Chordata; Mammalia; Perissodactyla; Equidae
Gene: DEFA12
Product: Paneth cell-specific alpha-defensin 12
Biological process (GO): antibacterial humoral response; innate immune response in mucosa; cellular response to lipopolysaccharide
Cellular component (GO): extracellular region; extracellular matrix
Source: RefSeq, marked provisional